Messenger RNA from Oncorhynchus masou masou (cherry salmon), 6802 nucleotides. RefSeq names its product diacylglycerol kinase theta-like. Gene Ontology annotation, molecular function: ATP-dependent diacylglycerol kinase activity. The transcript has 23 exons. The record is from RefSeq and is a predicted model, not a curated record. Lineage: Eukaryota; Metazoa; Chordata; Actinopteri; Salmoniformes; Salmonidae. Bases 961 to 3723 code for a protein of 920 amino acids.
AACAGUAGCCUGUGUGAAGUUGGGUUAAUACUCCGUAAAUUCGUGAACUCAAUCCUCUGUCUGGACAAUUGUUCCUUUUUAAUCUAGUCAGGUCAUUACAAUACUGGUGACCGGUGGUAGGUGAAAUGCCGCAUGCCAAAAUGUUAUGGGAAAUACAAGUAGGCUAGUGAAUAAAAAACAAGAAUUUGUUGCAUUGUAAAAAAAAAAAUAUUAUAAUCUGGAGAACUGCACAAUGAGUUGUUAGGGCAAUAGGGUCGCUUGCGCGUUAUGGACGAGAUGGCUGCUGGAGCCCCGCAAGGACUUAUCUGUUUGUGCUGUGCUUCAUUUGCUUUGAAAAUUCUGUGAUGCUGGUCACUCACUCAUGUCUAGGCGCUGUGAGGGCCAACCAUGUCAGGGCGGAUGAAAACCGCUGCACAACUAUGAAAACUGCGGGCGGAAGUAGCUAGCAGCUGAUGUGUAAAAGCUGCAAAAGAAAAACGGAGCAGGAUAAAAACAACCAAUUUAGUUAGCAAUUUAAGUCGUUAAUUAGUUAGAUUGUCACUUGUUGCUUUGAUGGAUUUUCUUUGAACUUGCUUGCCUUUAAUUUUUUUGCGAGUAAAUUUAGCGUUUUGCUAACGUUAAGUUAGCCAGUAAGCUUCUUUUUCAUGUUUCCUGGUGACGAGCCACAAGACGGAGUGUUUUGUCAAUUAACCAUAUUUCUGGAUCAUUCAUGACUUAUGUUUUUUAUUUUUUUUGCAAUGCUGGUAGCUAACUGCCAUGUCUAUUGUUGUUAGCUAACUUCAUGACCGCUAUAGCUCCAGCAGCAGCUGGCACCACUGGCUCCAAAGUGUAAUGACACGGCGGUUGGGCAUAACGUAGCUGGAGCUCGCUGAUUUUGCCGCUUGGCAGCGGAAACAUAUUUUCACUCAAACACCCUAGCUACGUUUUCAUUAUACACGACUCUUGUGGUGCACAGAUACGAUGGCAAACAGCACUCGAACGAAGAAUGAGAAUUCCAUCAUGGAAAGCGCAAGCCCCCUGUCCGGGAGGAAAAAGGCACAACAAUCCCCUGGGUCUCGCUCAAGGUACCAUGUCAGUGCACCCGGACAUUGUUUUAGGAAAGUGACUCUCACCAAGCCAACGUUCUGCCACAACUGCAGUGAUUUCAUAUGGGGUCUUAUCGGAUUCAUUUGUGAAGUAUGUAACUUUAUGUGCCAUGAGAAGUGCCUGAAGACUGUGCGGACUGCGUGUUCAUGUAUGGCCCCGACGCUGGUGCGGAUCCCUGUGGCCCAUUGCUUUGGUCCAGCAGGGCAGAAAAAGAGAUUCUGCUGUGUGUGUCGAAAACAUCUGGAGGGAAACACAGCCAUUCGCUGUGAAGUUUGUGAGCUGCAUGCCCACUCGGAAUGUGCUGCAUUCAGCUGUGGUGACUGUCGUCUCUGCCAUCAAGAUGGGAGUCAGGACUUUGAUACGCUUCACCACCACUGGCGGGAGGGAAACAUCCCCUCAGGUGCACGCUGUGAGGUCUGCCGACGCACCUGUGGCUCCUCGGACGUCCUGGCGGGGAUGCGGUGCGAGUGGUGUGGUAUGACGACACACGCUGCCUGUUAUGUCAUUGUGCCUCCAGAGUGUGGCCUAGGACGUCUACGUAGCAUGCUCCUUCACCCCGCUUGCGUGCGAAUAUGCUCGCGGAACUUCAGCAAGAUGCACUGCUACCGCAUCUCUGAGAGCUGCCAGAAUGACCUGGAUAACCUGGACGAAGUUGACACCCAGAUUCCAGCAACUACAAAGGAGAGCCAGCCGGCAACCACAGCGGAUUCAGGGAAGCAGGUUCUCAAGGUGUUUGAUGGGGACGAUGCAGUCAAGCGCAGCCACUUCCGCUUGGUCUCCAUUCCUCGGAUAACCAAGAAUGAGGAAGUGGUGGAGUCAGCGUUGAGGACCUUCUACAUCCCAGAUGACUCGCUGGACUACGAGCUCCAAGACAACGGCCAGCAGGCUCUACACAGCAAUGACAUCCUUAACCGUAACGGCACCCCUGACGAAAAGGCCAUCUUUAAGGAGAACGUGCCUGAGGCGUGGCUUCUAAGGGCCAAACCCCAGGACACAGAGGUCCUCAAGGUUUAUCCUGGCUGGCUCAAGGUUGGUGUGGCGUACAUAUCCAUCUCCAUCUCCAAGAACAGCACAGUGGAUUCUGUCAUUAAGGAGGUCCUCACUCAACUGGGAAGACAGGACGAAGACCCAUCAAGCUUCAGCCUUGUGGAGGUUUACAUGGGCAGUAAGCAAGUUCAGAGACAAGGGCUGACAGGCCAGGAGCUGCUACUGUACAAACUGCAGGAGAUAAGGAAGAUCUCCCUAAGGCAGAUGAACCAGACCCGUUUCUACAUCGUGGAGAGCAGGAAGCAAGUUGUGCAGGUCAACCUGCUGCUGGAGGGACUGCCUGUACAACUGAGCAAGGAGGAAUAUACCAACCUGCUACAGGAGCACUUAGCUAUCAAGAGUCACUUGGUCACCAUCACACAUGUUUACGGGAGCCAAGGUGCAGUAGUGGUGCAGAUAUCGUGCUUCUCUGAGGCUGAGAGGAUCUACAUGUUAGCCAAAGACACGUCUGUCAGCAACCAGCAGCUGACCUCCCUAGUCAUCCCAGAGAUCAUGCACAACAAGUUGCCCAAAGGUGGCUCGCCCCUACUGGUGUUUGUCAACCCCAAGAGCGGCGGGCUGAAGGGCCAAGAGCUUCUUUAUGGCUUCCGGAAGCUUCUCAACCCCCACCAAGUGUUUGACAUGACCAACGGGGGACCGUUGCCUGGACUGCACACGUUUAGAGAGGUACCCCGCUUCCGGGUUUUGGUGUGUGGGGGAGAUGGGACGGUGGGCUGGGUCCUGGGGGUCCUGGAGGCCAUCCGACACAAGCUGGUCUGUCCUGAGCCCCCCAUUGGUAUUGUCCCACUGGGCACAGGUAAUGACCUGGCGCGGAUCCUCCGUUGGGGGGCGGGCUACAGUGGAGAGGACCCCCACCACAUCCUUGUGUCUGUAGACGAGGCGGAGGAGGUGCAGAUGGACCGCUGGACCAUCCUGCUGGAUGCACAAGAAGUCACAGAGGACGGCAAGGAGAACGGCUUCCUGGAACCACCAAAGAUAGUGCAGAUGAACAAUUAUUUUGGUCUGGGCAUCGAUGCUGAGCUCAGUUUGGACUUCCACCAUGCCCGUGAAGAAGAACCAGGAAAGUUCAACAGCAGGUUCCAUAACAAAGGUGUGUACCUGAAGGCGGGUCUGCAGAAGCUGAGCCACACACGGAACCUUCACAAGGACCUUAAACUGCAGGUGGACAAACAAGAAGUGGAACUGCCCAGCAUAGAAGGCCUCAUCUUCCUAAACAUCCCCAGCUGGGGCUCUGGGGCAGACCUGUGGGGAUCAGAGGGUGACUCGCGCUACGGGAAACCACGCAUUGACGAUGGCAUGCUGGAGGUGGUGGGGGUGACCGGGGUAGUGCACAUGGGCCAGGUGCAGGGCGGCAUGCGUUCUGGGAUCCGUCUCGCCCAGGGCAACUACGUGCGUAUCACAGUGACCAAGCCCAUCCCUGUGCAGGUGGAUGGAGAGCCCUGGAUCCAGGCCCCUGGAAAUAUCAUCAUAUCUGCAGCAGGCCCAAAGGUACGGAUGCUGAGGAAGUCCAAACACAAACAGAAGAAGCAGCCUGCCAGCCUGAAAGAGAGGCGAUCCGAAAGCCCUUCGUCCAGUGAUGGGGGACACUGAUGCCCCCCCAAACACCUGCUCCUUGGUGUCACCUUGUGAGCACGGUGGCCUGUUGGCUGCUCUAAACAGCUGUGGCAGGGACCCGUGUGUCCCAUAGGCUCUCAGAUGGUUUGCGUAGCUAGCACUGUCAUCUCCUGGAGUGUUACAUUGAUAAAGGAGGAGAUAUCACAAGCAUUUAGCAGUCCCUCUCAUUCUCAUCUUACUGCUGAUCAAUUUCACCUCUGUUGGGUUCGGUUGCCCCAGUUAAGAUCAUUCAGAUUAGCUUCCUGUCUGAUUUGUUAGUUUGUUUUAUUUUUGCAGUCCUUCAGAGUUGGUAUGGCCUGGCAUUUAUCGAAGACAAAUACAUUGUAACAAUUGGCCGUGGUAUUAUCUGGUACUAUAGCAUUUGGUACCAGGUGGUUACAAUGAGUCCCCAAGAAACCGAGAGGUGUUUAUGGACAACAUGUAAUUACUGUGUUACCGUGUAAUAUCAAAGUAAAUACCAGACGGUAAAGUGUAAUUGUUGCUUUUUUAAAGUUCAGACAUCAAGCUACUUGCUGGAUUAACGUCAAAUAGUCUACUACUUGACAAAUGACCUACUACUUGACAAAUAGGCUACUACUUGACAAAUAGGCUAGUAUUUCGCAAAUAUUCUACUACUUGACAAAUAGUUUAGUAUUUGAUUUGACAAAGUACUAGUAUUAAUGUAAAACAACAACUUACCAAAGUAAAAAUGCUUACGUGUAGUAUAUUAGAGUGAAAAAAACUCACUAUUUGCCUAAAACCCCACUAGCCAUUCAAUAACAAUUCUAGGAAGUGCAUGUGAGACAUUGCAUGUUAUUUUAUACGUACAUGUUUCAUGCAGUUGUAAUACUUUGAGGAAAAUCAAUAUUCCAAGUGGAGACUUACGACAGUAGCCUCAGAAAUAUGCACAUCCGCACAGACAAACACACUCCCAUCUUAAUAUUCAGUUAGUGCAUACUCAAGUCUGUUGCCAAGUUCCUCCUAUUGUUUAUAACCUGUCUCUGUAGCAGUCACCCUCGCUGCAGAAUAAGUACUCACCUCACUUAAUGCCUCACAAAUGUAUUCCAAACAUAAGUAUCAUUGUGUUUGAAUGGAAUCAUAACUUGAAUGUUGCACUCCAUUCGUUGUUUUACAUAUCUCUGUUGCUGCUCAUUUUUUUUUAGCUGAUGGAAUGAAUGCAGGGAGGAGACCACCAGCCAAUCCUAAAUAUGCAUUAUAAACUAGAGAGACUUGUGUUGUAUUUCUCCAGUCAUUUGCUUGGCCUGGAGGCCAUGUUUCAUCCAUAGUAGAGAUGGUACGCCUGAGUACCUGUUCUCUUGUUGUCAGCACUUCGUCCGCAUUCCUGGUGAUGUAGUAAUUACAAGAAAUGCAGUCAUGAAAUGACUCCUUCAUUUGAAGGAGGAUCUCAUUUUUUACACUCCAGCACGUGAUGUCGCUGGAACAGUAUUUGAUUGAUUCUAAGUUGACUCACUUUUGUGACUUGGUGCUAGUGUGUAGCAAACCGUUUGAAUCAUUCACUCCACUAACAGCUUCGGGCCCUAUUCAAUCAAAACUGGUAAGCUGGUGUUGUGGUUGAGUCAGAAUCUGCAGUCCUUUUAUGCAGUCUGAAAGUAUUUGUGAAAGCACAGUAUUUCCCAGUUGCAUUGACAGCUAACUGGGCUUGAAUGAAUAGGAUCCGAGACAGUUGGGUCCUCAUGGCCCAGUAAACACACCCACUGUGGUGAUUUCACCUGUGGUUCCUCAUUGGCUGUGUUCCAAUCAUCGUAAUUACUUUCCUUGUCUCUUCUCCUUCCUGAACACUAGUAAAUGAAGGGCUUGGAUAUAUACUCACUAUAUACCAUAGAGACUUAUGACAAGGACAUGAACCCAUUUUAGACUGAGGGGACACAGCUAUUGUGUUGUGAAAUGCAUGUACAGUCAACAGCCUGUGUAAAAGAAAAACGGGAGUAAACAUGGUGAUGUUUUUAGCUGUUUAGCUGUAAUAUGAGAUUGUUUAUUCCAUUUAGAAACAUAAAGUGUUUCUGUGUAUACAGUAUGUGAAGACAAGGAUUGGUUUUAGAUCAAUAAGUAUCUUUGGUAUCUGUCUUUGGUGUCAGUGGUCAGCUCUGUUCUGCAGUGCUCAUUGGGAUAGUCCGUCUUUUACAACCAUUGCUGUGAGGUUUUGUCACACCAUAACUCCAUCACCAAAAGCAAUCCACUCCAAAGAUAAUGCUCCAAUAGGAAUGCCCCUUUCACCCCUCUCAUAAGACGGAAGAAUGUCCACACCAAGGGAUGAUUUGAAUAUAUAUGGAAGAAGUGAUGACUGAUUGCUGGCAAAUGCAUCAGCACACAGUUUGAUGGCUAUCAAUCAUAACAUUUUUGUGUUUGCACUAAAAAGUGCCAUUAUUUUAAUACAUUUUUUAUUUCUCCUCAAUGUUGCCGCACUGAAAACUCCAUAACAGCAUUGCGUCAAUGCCCAAGGUACUGUUUUGUGUUGAAUGUCGCUUAUGUGUAUAUCGUAGUAAGUUUACAGCUUCUGCAUCAUUUGUGCCUGUUGCUGUGCGAUGAACCUUCAGCCCAAAGUGUCAUUCUGUGUUGUCAUUUGACCUAACCUCCACGUGGUGCCUCAUUCAAGUGCUUCUAGAACCUUGGUGGUAUUACCUGUGUGUCAAAGUGUUUAACAUGAUGUGUGGUCCACUCCUGCUGGUGCAGUGAUUGAAUAUCUCCAUCUAGGCAUUUUUAGACCAUUUUGAGCUAAUGUGCCUAUAGAUGACUUAUGUUGUCAAUUCUGUGUUUUUAUUUGAUUUGCCGUAAUAAAGGUAUUUUACGUUUUUACCAAGUCUAAAUAGCAGUUAAAAGCUAAAUGAAUAAAUAUGUAUAUUUUUGCAGACAAAAGCUGUUUUUAGUUUGAACUGUAAAUUGCACUACAGGGUGACGGUAUUGACGGUAUUGUUUUACAGAUGCUUUUAGGUGUUAAGUUUGGUUACACUGAUGUUUAAAAAACUAAAUCUAAAGAUAUAUGUGAAAAUAACUAAAGAUAUAUGAAAAGAUUCUGUGUAACAAUUGUGUCCAGUUAAAAUAAAAUCAAGAAAUGGGA